AUGAGAAUGCAAGUCUCGGAAUCAACCUCACCCCGGGUCUCGGAGAUGGUCAGAGAACUAUCACGAAUAACCAAAGAUAUCAUCCUCGACGCCUCCGACACGUUCUUCCUCUACUGCCAUAAUAAACCAUUCUAUCUCUUUGAUCCCGAUCUAUUCCAGCGCAAACUUACACAGAGCCAAAUUCCGGUAUACUUACAACUAGCAUUCCUAGCUUCGGCAAUCAGAUACUCGUCACAUAGCCGCUGGAAAUGGCAAAGAAAGGCAGCUAUUGAUAAUCAUGCGCGCUAUUCAUGGGCUAUCAUAAUGUCAUCACCCGAUGCGUUUACUGAUAUAUGCGCCGUACAGGCACUUGCAUUAUUGACCAUCGUGGACGCGAUUGCUGGCCGCCAACGUGCAGCCUGGGUGAAAAUCGGAAUAGCCAUUCGUAUCAGCCAGAGUUUAGAUAUGAUGCUAGAACCAAAUGCCGAUGUGCUAGACGCAGAGCAAAAUGAGCGAAGACACAUUUUUUGGUCAUUAUACUUGAUAGACAAGUUCGUUUGCUGUUCUUUCCAACGCCCUCCAGCAAUGGUGGAUUCAGAUUGCCUGCUUUAUUUGCCUGUAGACGCACAACAAUAUCAACAACCGAACGCAGCAGCUUCUAUGACAUUGAAUACAUUACUCGACAAUGCAAAUUCCAUAAAAAGUACCACCCUUCGUCCCGGUUGGUUCGGUAUCAGUGUCGGGAUAGCAGCUGUACUGGGUAAAACCGUGAAGUUCAUGAUGAGCAACAAUGACAAGGAGAACGUGGCUUCAUGGAAUUCUACGUCUGAGUAUGGUUCAAUACAUGCAGAUCUUGAUCGCUUUCGUGAGAUAGUUUCCAAGGAUGAAAAUAUGGUUUUGAGUACAAUGAAGGACCGCCUAAAUCGAAAUCAUGAGCGAACUGCACAUAAAAUUCUAUCCUGCACAGUUUAUCAUCUUGCUCAUUGUCUUUUGGACCAUCCUUUUCUUUGGGCUAUGAAGACGCUACGAUUAUACCCAAACCCAAAUAUUCCUCAUCUUCAUCCAUCGUGGAUCAGAAAAUCACUAACUUCCUCUCUUCAACAUGCUUGCUCGCUGACCAAUCUAUUGGUUAGCGCAAAGUCUGCUGGUUAUGUACCAAUUCCUUCUUUCUACAGUUACUGUAUGAUGGUGGCUGGAAGUAUUCAUGCGUUAUAUUAUCAUUGCCGCAAUAAUCGCGAAUCUUCAUCCGAGUAUCUAAACAGCUCAAUUCAAUAUUUUGUUAACUUGGCUGACCUUUGGGAUGAGAGUCCAACGCUGGCCGAUGGGCUGAGAAUUUUUGCCGACGGAUGUCAAAGAUAUAGCGACCUUCUUCUUUGUUGUGACAAACAAAAUAUCAACGGACUACAACCGUUAGAUAUUGAAAUUUUAAAAUCUAUGGUGGAUUACUGGGAGGUAAUGAAUCCUAGGAAUCUCGUGUCGAGCUUACAUCCAUUGCAUCUGGCCAGUGGAUCCUUCGAUGAUAAGAAUAACAAUGAAGAUAUCUUACAAGUUAUGUCGGAAGAUUCGUCAACGUUUAGUCGUCAUCAACACCUCUCCGACUCUAUUGGUGACAAUAUCUUUAAUUUAUCGGGCCCCGAAGAGUUAUUAGGACUUGAAGAGGUACCUAUGCUUCCUCUAGACCAUGUUGGUUUCUCAGACUUUCUACAUCUAAUACCAUCGCCAAAUACAAGUACAGGUACAGAUAAUGGAGGCUCGUUUUUUGACGACAAGAAUAACAUGGAAUGA
Messenger RNA from Talaromyces proteolyticus, 1764 nucleotides. RefSeq names its product fungal-specific transcription factor domain-containing protein. Gene Ontology annotation, cellular component: nucleus. Gene Ontology annotation, molecular function: DNA binding; zinc ion binding. Lineage: Eukaryota; Fungi; Ascomycota; Eurotiomycetes; Eurotiales; Trichocomaceae. The coding region runs from base 1 to 1764 and encodes 587 amino acids. Gene Ontology annotation, biological process: DNA-templated transcription. The record is from RefSeq and is a predicted model, not a curated record. The transcript has 4 exons.